This is a messenger RNA of Mesocricetus auratus (golden hamster), 2880 nucleotides long. It is a transcript of the gene Tmem200b, whose product is annotated as transmembrane protein 200B. The record is from RefSeq and is a predicted model, not a curated record. NCBI's taxonomy places the organism in Eukaryota, Metazoa, Chordata, Mammalia, Rodentia, Cricetidae. The transcript has 2 exons. Bases 681 to 1535 code for a protein of 284 amino acids.
GCCAGGCGGCGGGAAAGGGGGAUGAUUCAUCCCCGGGAGCCCGAAUCGGAAACACCGCAAUCUGGGAACAGCCUUGCCUGGGCCGACGAGAGAUCCGGGAGGACAGUCCGUCCGGCGAGCUCCAGUGCUGGCUGAGGAAGUCUGCAAGGAGGGGGCGAGCAAGGAGAAGCCGGAGUCAGAGACACCCCCGGCGGUCCUCGCUGCGGUACGUAAAGCGCAGUAGGGGGGAGGUGGGGCGAGCGCGCGAGACCUGCAGCCCCGGGGCGGUCCGAGCGCCCCCUCCUCUGGUUACAUCGGGGCGGCCACGUGCGGGGGUGGGGUCGAGCCCGGGAGGUACUUACCCGGGCCGCGGUUUCGGGGAGAAGGGGGUUGCCCGCGCGGGCAGCUGGAACGCGCGCAGGCUGCAGGAGCCCCGCAGCCCCGGCUGCACCCGAGCCCCGCAGCCCCCUCCCUGCGCUCUGCCCGCGGGCCCGGCCAACGCUGGCUCCCAGCUCCGCUGCGGAAAACCCGAGCGGGGGCGGCUCCCUGCCUUGCGGCCGCGGGAAAAUCCGGGGGUGGCCGCCAGGGAUCUCCAAGCGGCCGACCGAGGCGGCCCCGCGCGUCGCUCCUCCGGAGGCCGGCCCGUCGGGUCAGUGUCUGCCUCACUGCUUGUCCCUGCAGAACGCCCGGACGAGCGCGGGAUGACAGCCGGGAGCCCAGGAGACGGUGGCGCGCGCAGGAGCCCCGAGGGCCGCGUCUCGCGUCUGGGCCGGCGCCUGGGUCGGCGCCGGCGACCGCGCUCUCCGCCAGAGCCGCUGCGGGUGCGGGCACGGCUGCGGCUGCGCUCGCCGUCGGGGGCGUUCGCGGCGCUGGGCGCGCUCGUGGUGCUGGUGGGCAUGGGCAUCGCCGUGGCCGGCUACUGGCCCGGCCGCGCCUCCCACGCCCACGCCCCGAGGACCGGCCGCGCGCACGGGCCUCACGAGCGCCUGCGGCUGCUGGGGCCGGUGAUCAUGGGCGUCGGCCUGUUCGUGUUCAUCUGUGCCAACACGCUGCUCUACGAGAACCGGGACCUGGAAACACGGCGGCUCCGCCGGGGCGUGCUGAGAGCGCAGGCGCUGCGGCCACCCGACGGCCCCAGCUGGGAUGCACUGCUGCCCAGUCCAGCGCAUGGGUCCCCGGGCACUGUCGCGGAGCAUGAGACUUGGGACCUGGCCCCGAGACGGGGUCCCUCGCCCGUCCCGUCGGUGCGCAGCCUGCGGUCCGAGCCUGCCAAUCCUCGCUCGGGGUUGCCUGCGCUGCUCCACAGCUACCCAUUGAAGGGUCCAGGACUACCACCACCCUGGGGUCCCCGGACUCAGACUGGCCACGUGAUCAUCACGGUGCAGCCCUCUGCUUCCUGCAUUGAGCACUCCAAGUCUCUGGACCUGGGCCUGGGGGAGCUUCUCCUAGGGGCCCCAGCAGCUCGGGACUGUGCCCAUCGAAGCUGGCCACGGCUGGACAGACUCAGCCUGGGGGGCUAUGCCAAAUUAGGAGGGGACUUGGGGGCCCGAGUCUGAGGUGCAAGGGAUAACCUGCUAUAUGAGGCUACCAGCGUGGACCAUGGGACCAGGACACCAAAAGUCCAGUGUCCACUAGCUGCUUCUGUCACCUCUGAAGCUAGGAUGGAUGCUGUGGUGCCAGCAGCCACUCAGGCUCCUGACCUGCAUGCAUAGAGCAGUGCCAGCUGCAUCAGGCGAGCCUCGGGGGCAUGUGUCAAUGUGGACACCAGCAUGAUUCAGCCUCAGGAAUUUCUUCAGGCAUGUGGCCUUAGCCGGGACAGGUACCUGAGGGGCUGCAGGCUAGGCCAAGAGCAUCGGGAGAUGCACCGGUACCUUGGCAACAGUGGUAGGUUGGGAUGCCUCAGUCUGGAGCAGACUCCCUCCAAGGUGGCAGUGGGGAUGGAGGUGGGACCUGCUGGGGAAGGCGGGCAAUGGCGUGGGAUGGAGACCCUCUGCAGCUGUGUAGAGCGACAGCACCUCUGACUGCUACCACUUCGGGCCCAUUCUUCCUCGAGCCAUGUGGGCUGGCCCAGCCUGGCUAACUACUGCCAGUGCCCUGCCCCUGGGGUCACUGCUCCCAGAGACAGGUCCGGCUCACUUUUGUCUGGCCCGUGUGGCAAGUCUCCCUCAGUUGGCAAAGAGCGUCUGCCAGUUCUCGGCAGUUCCUUCCACAGCCCGGAGCUGCACUCUGGCCAGUGUGGACAGCUGACUGUACACAGCGAGGGGCUCCCCUUUUCGUCUCCCCUGCGCAGGGCAGGUUUACUUACUUUCCACGCUUUUGUUAGAAGAGAAAUUUUAAAGUGGAUCAAUCCUCACAGUCAGGUGUUUUUUUUUGUUUGUUUAUUGAAAAAUGCCAUACAAGAAGCAAGACCAAACACUUAGCUAAAACACUACAGUCACAUCUGUCACUAUGAAAGGCGCAGACAGCAGGCCUGAUGACUGCCCAUCUCACCUAAGCAUUUUCAGUUGGGCUCUGCCGCCAUAGUUCCUAUUUUGUCAAAUGUAAACAACUACUUGAUAUGAUUCAUAAUUUUUAAAAAAUUUACAAAGCUCCUUCAUUUUUGUCAUCAAAAUAAUAGAUCUGUGAGAGAUUUGUAAAAACAACCAGCCUGGGGUUUCUAUCUCCCAUGAGCAUUGGGGGUGCUGGCUAGGCCGGAACUCCAGCUCCAUUUCUUCAGGUGGGCCAGCUGCUCAGCGUCCCCCAGAAUACACUGCUGGCCUGGGGGAGAGUCCCCGGAGUUAGCCUCCUUGGGCCCUCAGCUUAGGAAUAUAGGGCUUGCUUUGUGGGUGGGUGGCAGAGAUCUCAUUGGUUUGAAGGAAAUCUACUUCUGAAGUAAAAAUAAAACUGCAGUUGGGUUUGUUA